This is a messenger RNA of Mytilinidion resinicola, 468 nucleotides long. RefSeq lists its product as uncharacterized. NCBI's taxonomy places the organism in Eukaryota, Fungi, Ascomycota, Dothideomycetes, Mytilinidiales, Mytilinidiaceae. The record is from RefSeq and is a predicted model, not a curated record. Bases 84 to 341 code for a protein of 85 amino acids. The transcript has a single exon.
UAAGAAAAAUAGCCUGUUUUCACUACAACAUUCGACCUAAUCCUCAAUGAGAUAUUGUUGAGUUUCCUCUUCACAUUCUCUGGAUGCGUCGGUCCUUCAAAUUUCUAUCUAACUUUUCUCUCCUUACGAUUUUGUUGAAGGCAUCCGAUUCUUUAGUAAGACGUGAUGGCAAAUCAGAUGGCGAUAUCUUUAGAUGUGAUGCACCCUUAGAACCCGAAAGCGCACCGCCUUGUUUAACGAGUUACCUAGAGCUUACAACAGAGCCUGAGGCUACGGUGGUGUGGUUUCAGCGUUCUGGGUGUCCUCAACGCAAAGAUACUACCUUUGUAGGAUGUAACUAGGAGAUCAGACGCAACAAUGGGCUCUGUGCCCGGGAGAAAACGCCAAGAGCUCGUAUUGGCGCCUGCUUCCUCGAGAUAGUAUCACAUGCAGCCCUCGCCCUCGUGCCCGGCUGCUUCACCUCCGCCA